Carassius gibelio (silver crucian carp) is the source of this 2644-nucleotide messenger RNA. RefSeq names its product syndecan binding protein (syntenin) (gene sdcbp). Lineage: Eukaryota; Metazoa; Chordata; Actinopteri; Cypriniformes; Cyprinidae. Gene Ontology annotation, cellular component: plasma membrane; cytoplasm. The transcript is spliced from 9 exons. Bases 486 to 1388 code for a protein of 300 amino acids. The record is from RefSeq and is a predicted model, not a curated record. Gene Ontology annotation, molecular function: protein binding.
UCACAAAGGUAAAUUCUUCUUCUCAAAAGCAAGACUUUGGAAGACUGAAAUAUGCUCAUAAGAUCUGUGUAUAUUGUUUAUUUGAUUAUUUUGUCUGUGUUGGUUUAGUGCACUGCAGUACUUUCUCUAUUUUCAAAAAUGUUAUUAUUUAAACGGUUACAGUCCAGCAAAAAAAGCACAGUCCAAUGCUUUUUCCCCCUCGCGUUUUCAUGUACUGCAAGUAAGCUAUUUUAGUCGAACGAGGGCGCUCACUCAGGGGAGAUGUGCUGACUUGCGCUCGAGUGUAGGCUGUAUUUCCCUCAUCCAGCACACCCGAGGACAUUACAUUCUUUACCUCUAAGAUCCAGUGAACUAAAUCAGCUGUCAUACGUUUACUAUCCAAUAAAACGGACCGACGAGCACUGAAGCCGUAUAAUACUUUAUUGGUGCGCCUAGACUUCUGCAGCGUCAAGGAAAUUCAAGUGGCUCGAAAGAGAAUAAUAACCAUGUCACUGUAUCCAUCUCUAGAAGACAUGAAGGUGGAUAAGUUCAUGAAGGCACAGAACACCCCUCCUGCGAGCCCAUUAAAGGCUUUACCUCUUCCAGAAACUGAGCCUUACUUUGAUCCAAAAUCAGAAGAGCUAGCUACUUCUAGCAGGUUGUACCCUGGGCUGAAUGAGUUUAUGGGUCUAAAUCUCAGUGCAGAAGCUCAACAAAGUCUUUCCUCUGCAGUUCCUGAUGAGACCAGUGGGGUUCUUAGUGUCUGCACACAUGGAAUGAGCUGGGUGGCAGCCCCCAUAACAGGAAGUGACCUGGGGGUGAAGCGGGCAGAGAUUCGACAGGGUGUUCGGGAGGUGGUGCUGUGCAAAGACAUGGAUGGGAAGAUUGGACUCCGCCUCAAAGUCAUAGAUAAUGGCGUGUUUGUGCAGUUAGUGCAGGCUAACACUCCUGCAGCACUGGCAGGGCUGCGUUUUGGUGAUCAGAUUCUGCAGAUCAAUGGCAUAUCAUGUGCAGGCUGGAGUAGUGAUAAUGCACAUAAGGAGCUCAAGAAUGCCAACCCAGAGAAGAUCACUUUGGCUGUGCGAGACAGGCCAUUGGAGCGAACUGUCACUCUUCACAAGGACAUGAAUGGCCAGCUCGGCUUUCUUUUUAAAAAGGGUCGAAUCACCUCAAUAGUAAAAGACAGCUCAGCUGCACGUAACGGCCUCCUUACUGAUCAUCAGAUCUGUGAGAUCAAUGGUCAGAAUAUAAUCGGACUAAAGGACUCCCAAAUCACAGACAUCCUUAAUUCCAGCGGAGGAGUUGUCACAGUAACUGUGAUGCCAGUGGUCAUCUUUGAACACAUGAUGAAAAGGAUGUCCAGCAGUAUUGUAAAGUCACUAAUGGACCAUUCUAUUCCUGAGGUGUGAGAUCGUUUGGAUCAAACUGUACAGCUGAGGAUGAUUUGGCCACAGUUUUUGGAGAGCUCACAUUUUGUUUGGAGUACAAGUUCAGUAGUGUGUCCACAAUCAUUUGAUUUUAUGUUUGUUUAUUUAAGUUUAAGAAGUUAUUGACGGGCAAAAAAAGACAAAGGAAGGAGAACCCGAGAGUUAUUUGUUUCAGUUUUUCCUUUAAAUUAAUAGUAUACCCCAAAAAUAACAAGUUACAUUUAGUUACCUUUAUGUUGUUCCAAACCAAUAUGGCUUUCUUUUUUUUUUUUACAACAACAUUUUUAUUCAGAUUAAUUUCACUUUCAGAAAUAAAUCACAAGUCAAGGUUCAACAGAACUAUGUACAAACAGAUGCCAUGAAGCCGUCCACUUAUACAGAGAAAGAGGAAGAAAAAUAAAAGUACUAAAAAAAUCAGUGAAACCAAUAUGGCUUUCUGACAUAUCACACAAGAGAAAAUGUUAGGCCAUAUGCAAAAUGUUCACACUGCUCUUUUUCUUUCACUGAAAGUGGGGUUCGAUGCUUUUGAACCUAAAAAGUACAGCAAACCAUGAACCAACUUACUGUGCUAUAUUCUAACUCAUAUGAAGGUAAAAAUAGUGUGGAACACAUUAGAGUAUAAUUCAUUAACUGAUAAAAUUCACUAAUCCUCUCCUGCCAUAGCUGUCAAAUGCCAUUAUUACGUUUGCAUAUUAAAACUGGUUCAUCACGAUCAAUCAUAACACGAGCAACAACCAAUGCAGAUUUGCGUCUUCACACUUCAUAAUCAUAUAAACAUGAAUGCAAAUAGGGAGCUGAAGUGGAGAAGAUUUUCAGCAAGUAACAACUUAAACUUCAGUAUGUUUUCUUAUUUAAAGCUAUAUAUAUCUUCAGAAGACUUACAGCACAUAAGUCAUAUGGUUUAGUUUUAUGACAUAUUAUUCAUAGUGCUAUUUUAAAUUGAAGUACUCUGUCCCCAUUCAUGUCCUCAUUUUAGUGUGAAUAUUCUGCUUAGCAUCCACUUGGGCUAAGAAUAAGGUUUGGAACAACAUAAAAAUGAGUAAAUGUUGACAAAUUUUCAUUGUUGGGUGAUGCUUUUAAUUCAUCUCCUUCAUCUUUAGAUAUUUUUGUUAAGCUUAAAGCUAAAUUCAAUUACUUGCAACAUAUAUCUCACAAAAAGCAUUCUGAAUUAUCGUCAACAUGCAUUACAGAAUGCUGAUGCUGUAAAUCAGUCAUAAUAAAUAAUGCUGUUAAAAUUG